AAAACAAGCACAUGGGGUUUCAGUAUGAGUCAGUAUCAGCUGCUAGAAUAAUACCUCAGUAAAAAAAAAAAAAAAAAACUGCAAAGUUUCUUGUUUUAUUGUUCCAUAUACACAAUAACUGAUAUAUCGGAGGAGUUCAGGUCUAGAAGUAGUCUACAGGACAGAAGACUAUGUAACUGUGUAACAUACACACAGAGAAAGUGCAAGUGAAGUACGGGGUUCAAAACCAGUUGUGGGAGGACUGUUUUCAACAGAUGGUCUUAUUAGAUCAGACACUGAACAACUGAAGAAAUGUUUGUUUUGUUCUGGCUGUGCUGGUGGAGUCUGAUCAGUGUUUUUGUUGCUCUGAAAGAUGAAAUACAGUCAGUGUCAGUGAUAGAGGGAAAUUCUGUCCUUUUACCCGUGGAUGUUACUGAAAUACAAGAAGACGACAAUAUACUGUGGAAAUUUGGAGCUGGACGUAUUCUCAUAGCUAAAAUCAACAGACAUAAGAAAAACAUUUCCACAUUUGAUGGUCCUGACGGGAGAUUCAGAGACCGACUGAAGGUGGAUCAACAAACUGGAUCUCUGACCAUCACAGACAUCACAACUCAACACGCUGGAGAUUAUCAACUACAGAUAAUUGGUGAAAAAUGGUCGUCAAAAACAUUCAAUGUUUAUGUCUAUGGUCCUCUACCCACUCCAAACAUUACCAGAGAUUAUUCACAAAAUCUUUCAUCAUCAUCAUCUUCAUCACAGCAGAAUUGUUCACUGGUGUGUUCAGUGGUCAAUGUGGGUCAUGUGACUCUCUCCUGGUACAAAGGAAACAGUUUAUUGUCCAGCAUCAGUGUGUCUGAUCUCAGCAUCAGUCUCUCUCUACCUCUGGAGGUGGAAUAUCAGGAGAAAAACAGCUACAGCUGUGUGAUCAACAAUCCCAUCAGAAACCAGACCACACAUCUUGACAUUACUGAACUCUGUCACACACACCCAGCCUCAGUUUCUCUGACAGUGUUGAUCUCUGCUGCUGGAUCUCUGUUGAUUGUAGCUGCAGUCAUGAUGUGCUGCAUCCGCAAGAAAAGUAGAAAAACUGUUACUGCAUUUAAGACACUGGAGGAAGACAGAACUGAUUCAUAAAAAUCUCAAAAACCAAAAUCAAAGGCAGAUGCUGUGUAUAAAAAUGUCCCAAAAAAACAAUGAUCAUAUGCUGUAUCUACUGGAACUGAUGCCAGACUACAUAUGGGACAACACCUAACUUUUGGCUUUAUUCACAUUUAUUCUCUGCAGUAUUUCUGUUCAGUCUUCACUCUUUGUAUCACAUCUUUUGGUGUUCAUGUGAUGUCUGCUAAUUUUGUUUUAAUAUAGUGGUUCAUCUGUAGCAUAGCAUCCAGAAACUCAACUAAAAUGCUCUAUUUUUUGUCUAUCAUAUGGAAAUAAACCUAAUAUUUAUUGUUAAA
This is a messenger RNA of Carassius gibelio (silver crucian carp), 1433 nucleotides long. Its product is annotated as SLAM family member 9-like. The record is from RefSeq and is a predicted model, not a curated record. Bases 292 to 1113 code for a protein of 273 amino acids. The transcript has 7 exons. Lineage: Eukaryota; Metazoa; Chordata; Actinopteri; Cypriniformes; Cyprinidae.